This is a messenger RNA of Thermochaetoides thermophila DSM 1495, 2241 nucleotides long. RefSeq lists its product as uncharacterized. Bases 1 to 2241 code for a protein of 746 amino acids. Lineage: Eukaryota; Fungi; Ascomycota; Sordariomycetes; Sordariales; Chaetomiaceae. The record is from RefSeq and is a predicted model, not a curated record. The transcript is spliced from 2 exons.
AUGACCUCAAGAUCUUCCUUCCUCCCCCGCCUGGGAUUCGGGCGCACCGACAAUAACCCCCUUCUACCCCUGCAUUCUCUAAGCUCCUCCGUCCGCAAGAAGCCGAGCGAAUACAACCUCGCCGAGCUAUCCCCCCGGCCUGACGACGGUUCCAACAAGACCCGCAUGAGUCCCCCUCCUGUCCGGAGAAGAAGUCCUCCGCCACCAUCGUCUACAAGAGGGAGAGAUGAGUCGACAAGCCAUCGCAGCCAUUUGGCAUCAUCCCGACCCCACCGCGACCGUGACUUUGAUCAACCGAUCCUCUUUGCCGGCCCGCCCCCGCCGAUCGCCACGUCGAGGAUGUUGUAUCUGGACGAGGAGGCGACGGAGUCGACAUCAUCACGGGGAGGCGGGGGGUUGGGAGCAUCGCUGUUCACGCAAAACCUUGGCAGUGUUCUUUUCAACAGGGGUUCCGGGGCCUCUUCGCCCAGCGUCCCCCGUGAUAACAAGGACUACUAUCACGAUUACACCCUCGACGCGACGUGGCUUACAUUCCAGAGGAGGGAACGCGCGCUGCAGGAGGAUUUGCAGCAGAUGUUGGAUGCGCAGAGUGCUGGAUUAGCAGCAAACUUGGAUCCAAAUAACCCUACUUUGAACCCUAGCUUCAACUCUAACGCUAGUUCCACAAGUCCUGCUCCCCCUAGUCGGAGCAGUGUUGUAAGUGACAGGAGUACUCCCAGGACACCACCCAGUAGCGGGAACCGCGCAAGACAUGUCACCUUCGACCCGGUGCCGCACACAGCCAUGGACUUAGGUACGAUCUUGCCCGUUCGGCAGCCCAAGCCGAAGGCGAUUACAUUACGGGCUGCACGCGCGGGGUUGACGCGCACGAUUGGAUUGCUUGCAGACCUAAAGGCGGAUGAGGACGCACAGAUUGUUACGGCGCUGGGAGAAAGGAAGAAGGCGCUUGCUAGGCUGAGGGGGUUGAGUGCAAGGAGGGAGGGGAUUGUGGAGAAAUUGAGAGUUUUGGAGCAGGAUGAUGAGGAAGGGAAGGAAGGAGAGGGGGAAGGGAAGGGGGAGGGCGAGAUCAAGAAUUUGGAGGCGAGGCUGGCAGAAUUAAAGAAGCGCAAGGCGUGGUUAGACGCAAGGGUUGAGGAGGUCCGCAGUCGGCGAGAGGCGGGGUUGAGCGGGUAUCGUGGGGCAUUGAGAGAGGUGGAGGAUAAGAUUGGAGGGUUGCUCAGUCGACCGGGGGUGAAGCCGUUGGAUUUGAGGGUUGUUAAGGCAUGGGGGUUCGGGGAAGAGGGGGUGUGGGAAGAUCCAGGGGGGGCGGAUUUCUUGAAGUUGAGGCCGGAACGGAGGACGGUGCAGAUGGCGAGGGAGUGGUGGGAGGGUGAGGUGGCUAUCUUGGAGAGGAGGAAACAGGAUGUGGAUCGGGAGAGGGCGGCGCUGGAGGAGGGAGUUGAGGUCUGGAAAGAGGCUGUUAAAUUAGUGACAGAUUUUGAGGAUGGGUUGAUGAGGGAGAUGAAGGGGGAGGAGGAGGGGAGGCCGUUUGGCGAAGAUGAUCGGUUCGGUAAUCAACAGCGGAGCAGUAAGGGGAAGGGCAAGGCGAGCCCCAGCGGGGGUAUUGCCGGAACCAGUGAGCUCUCUUCGCCUUCUCUUGCACCUGCCCGGUCCCCGGAGCAAGCUAUGCGUAACCAGCUGGCCAAGAUACACACUGUCAUGGCUGGCCUGGAAGAACGACUACAUGUGGCGGAGGAAAAAGGCUGGAAGCUCCUGAUCUGUGCCAUUGGUGCCGAGCUGGAAGCUUUUCGCCAGGCAGAGGGGCUGUUACGGGAUGCAUUACGCGCGGCUGGGUUUGAUGACGACUCCCCGGAUGGUGAUGGCGGACCAGAUGAGGGCAAUGAUGGACGGGAAGUACCAGGGAUAGGAUCUACGCGCUCGAGCAGGCCGCCCACGGCUAUCAGGUCGUCAUCGGCACAGCUUUUGGCUGGGCUAGAAUCUGGUCCUGGCGUCUCUACUGCCGUGGAGGGGAACGACGCUGGCAUUAAACGUGGCAAGAAUGGGAGCCUUGCUGACGUGGCAGUCGAGACGGCUGGACGUGAUGACAAGGCUGCGGAGAGUGACAAUGAGGUGCCACAUGACUUGCUGGUCUCGGCUGUUGAGGAGCCGUCGAUGGCUAGUGAAGCCAGUGAAAAUGAGGUACCUAUUGAGUUUUUGAGAGUACAUGGGGAUUAUGGAGGGUUGGGAAUUCGAGAUAGCUAA